Messenger RNA from Pomacea canaliculata, 1093 nucleotides. Its product is annotated as fibrinolytic enzyme, isozyme C-like. The transcript is spliced from 6 exons. Gene Ontology annotation, biological process: proteolysis. Bases 113 to 799 code for a protein of 228 amino acids. The record is from RefSeq and is a predicted model, not a curated record. Gene Ontology annotation, molecular function: serine-type endopeptidase activity. NCBI's taxonomy places the organism in Eukaryota, Metazoa, Mollusca, Gastropoda, Architaenioglossa, Ampullariidae.
UGUCAAGAGGCUAUGUACAUAAGAGCAGUGGUGCCUGGGGUGUAUAAAAACCUAAGUCGGAUUCGUGCGGACCCGUAACUGAUUGGGAUUUGAUCCGGGAUCGGCAGCCACAAUGCUUUCGAUCCUCUUCUUUGCCGCUCUCUUCGCCGCCGCAGCCUGCAACUCCAUCAACCCGCGCAUCGUGCAGGGGAUAGUAGCUGACAAGAACGAGUUUCCAUGGCAACUGUCGCUGCAGCUUGACGGCUCGCACAUCUGUGGCGCCGCCGUCGUCAGUGCCAACGCCGCCAUCACAGCAGCCCACUGCGUUGACUUUUCUGGCUAUGAGGUGAACAGGUUUGCCGUGGUUUGUGGCCUUCAUUCACUCACAGACGAUGGUCAGCGCCGCGUGGCAUCAAAAAUAACCAAGCAUCCAAGCUAUGAUGCCAACGCCUUCGGCUACCCCAACGACAUCGCCGUCAUCAAGUUUGACAUCCCCUUCGACUUCGACGCCUCGUGCCAGCCCGCACGUCUUCCGCGGGACAACACCAAGACUUACGUGAAGGACGCACGAAUCUCUGGCUGGGGCCGGCUGUACGGCAAUGGUCCACUGCCCACUCUGCUGAAGAAAGCGGACAUCCCUGUAAUCACCAACACACAGUGCGGCACGGCUCACAGCAUCAUUGGGAUUAUUAACCCCAUCAGGGCCUCGCACAUCUGCGUGCUGGACCCCACCGGCGUCCACGGUGCCUGCAACGGUGACAGCGGUGGCCCCAUGACCGUCUUGACAAAGAUACUGGCAACUACAAGGUGGUCGGCUUGACCAGCUGGGGCCGUUCUGGGUGCGACACGAAAUAUCCGAGUGUGUACACUCGUGUCAGCUCCUUCCUGAGCUGGAUCCAGUCAAACAUCUAAGUUAAAAAAAAAAAACCAGAGGGAAGAUCUCCAGCGAUUUUUUCUAGGAUGAAGAGAGUGGAAAUAACAUGUUUUGUCAGCCUGGACAAGGCUUGGAGUUAGGCCGAUGACUGAUAAGUGGAAUGCAUAAUAUUUUAUGUUGUAUUCACUGUCAAGAUAAAGUCUUACUGAGAUAUGAAUAAAGAAAGCUUGAAAAGAGUAA